Messenger RNA from Alligator mississippiensis (American alligator), 5589 nucleotides. It is a transcript of the gene MITF, whose product is annotated as melanocyte inducing transcription factor. Gene Ontology annotation, molecular function: protein dimerization activity; RNA polymerase II cis-regulatory region sequence-specific DNA binding; DNA-binding transcription factor activity, RNA polymerase II-specific. The record is from RefSeq and is a predicted model, not a curated record. The transcript has 10 exons. Gene Ontology annotation, cellular component: nucleus. NCBI's taxonomy places the organism in Eukaryota, Metazoa, Chordata, Crocodylia, Alligatoridae. Gene Ontology annotation, biological process: regulation of transcription by RNA polymerase II; melanocyte differentiation. The coding region runs from base 42 to 1736 and encodes 564 amino acids.
UUAAAGUUGUUUUUCUUUUUAAAUUAAGCAACAAGGGGUGCAUGAACAAUAUACGUGGGUAUCCCUCACGUACUUUAUCCACGGCACAAAGAAGUGCGGUUAUUACACGUAAGCCGACAAACACCGGUUUUCAGACCUUGCAUUCUUUUGCACCUGCCUUUCCUAAGGGAACUUCAGCUCGGUUGGCAUCUUCACAGUGCAAAAUCCUAGACACUGCUGCUGCUUCUGGUAGCUUUUAUUUGCCAGCCUUAGAGUCCCUGGCCAGCAGUUCAGAGCAUCCUGGGGCUUCCAAGCCUCCCCUAAGCUCCUCCAGUAUGACAUCACGAAUCUUGCUACGACAGCAGCUCAUGCGUGAGCAGAUGCAAGAGCAAGAGCGUCGAGAGCAGCAGCAGAAGCAGCAAGCAGCCCAGUUCAUGCAACAGAGAGUCCCAGUCAGCCAGACACCAGCCAUCAACGUCAGCGUGCCCAGUAGCCUGCCCCCAGCGACUCAGGUACCAAUGGAAGUCCUCAAGGUGCAGACUCACCUUGAAAACCCAACCAAGUACCACAUUCAGCAAGCCCAGCGGCAGCAGGUGAAGCAGUACCUUUCUACCACUCUUGCAAAUAAACAUGCCAACCAAGCUCUGAGCUUGCCCUGCCCAAAUCAGCCUGGUGAUCAUGUCAUGCCAUCUGGAACGGGAAGCAGCGCACCAAACAGUCCGAUGGCUAUGCUCACGCUUAACUCCAACUGUGAAAAAGAGGGCUUAUAUAAAUUUGAAGAGCAAAGCAGGUUAGAGAGUGAGUGCCCGGCUCUGAACACGCACUCACGAACAUCAUGCAUGCAGAUGGAUGAUGUUAUUGACGAUAUAAUUAGUUUGGAAUCGAGUUACAGUGAAGAAAUCCUUGGCCUGAUGGAUCCGGCCCUGCAAAUGGCGAAUACGUUACCUGUAUCUGGCAAUUUGAUUGACCUGUAUGGCAACCAUACAAGUAUGCCUCCAGGGCUAAACAUCAGCAACUCUUGUCCUGCUAAUCUUCCCAAUAUAAAAAGGGAGCUGACAGCAUGUAUUUUUCCUACAGAGUCAGAAGCAAGGGCAUUGGCUAAAGAGAGGCAAAAGAAGGACAAUCACAAUUUAAUUGAAAGAAGAAGAAGAUUUAAUAUUAAUGACCGCAUUAAAGAACUAGGCACUUUGAUACCCAAGUCAAAUGACCCGGACAUGCGCUGGAAUAAGGGAACUAUUUUGAAAGCGUCGGUGGAUUAUAUCCGCAAACUGCAAAGAGAACAGCAGCGCACAAAAGAACUUGAAAACAGGCAGAAGAAAUUGGAACAUGCCAACAGGCACCUCUUGCUCAGAAUACAGGAGCUUGAGAUGCAGGCUCGAGCACAUGGACUUUCCCUUGUUCCAUCUACCGGCCUUUGCUCGCCUGACGUAAAUCGGGUCAUCAAACAAGAAUCUGUUAUCGACAACUGCAACCCGGAUAUCGUACAGCAUCGCACAGAUCUUUCUUGCACUACUACCCUUGAUCUUACUGAUGGUACCAUCACUUUCAGCGAUAACUUAGGAAACGUGACUGACUCUAGCAGCGCCUACAGCGUUCCCACAAAAAUGGGAUCCAAACUGGAAGAUAUCUUGAUGGACGACACUCUCUCCCCCGUAGGCGUAACCGACCCGCUACUUUCUUCGGUGUCACCUGGCGCUUCAAAGACGAGUAGCAGGCGAAGCAGCAUGAGUAUGGAAGAUACUGACCAUACUUGUUAGCAGAUGAUGCUCAGCAGUCUUUCAUAAACUGCACCGUUUCCUGAUCAGUAGAUGAAAUAAUUGACCUUUUUAGGUUUUCUUGAUUUAUUUUUUUUUCUUUUAAUAUAAAACUACUUGUGCUUCAUCAGUAGCCCAGUAUGUAUGUAUGUAUAUAUAUAUCUAUAUAUACACAUAUAUCUACAUACACAAUUUCUUUUUUAGGAUUUUGUGAAAAGACUUGUAUAUUCUAUUUUAAAACUACCAAUGCCUCCAAAAUAUUGUACAACACGUGUACAGUGUCUGUGAACUGGAUUCACCGAGAACUUUGAACUGCUCGAAUCUACUCAAGCAAUAGAAUUACAAAUCAAGGGGCUGUUUCUAUUCAGGGGGGAUUUUAGGUAUCGGUGUAAUGCAGCCUGCUUGCUUGGAAACAAAAUGUAAAGUUUAAAAAAAAAAAAAAAAAAAAAAAAGAAUGUAAAGAAACCAAAAAAUGAUCCACUCCGUAAUCAUGUCGUGUUGAUUUGAUAGUGCUGCCUUAAAGAUACAGUGUCCUUCAAAGUUAGUUUAGUCUUUAUAUCACAAGGUGUUUAAAAAUAUUACUAUUCCACUCAAAAGUGUUUAAUGCAUCCUGAUUGUGUUGAUUCUGAUAUCAAAUGUUCCUGAUUAUUGUUGCUAAAAAAGGAGAGAGAAUGCAGGGAGAUGUAAUCGUCUCCGUUUCUUGGAGUGCUGUUAUUUUUACGCUCGACUGAGUGGCUUUUCUUUCUGGUCACGGUUCGCUUUUUCUUUUUUUUUUUUUUUUUUCUGAGGCUUUUAUUUUGGAAAAGAGAUUUAUAACCGUUUAUCAACAAUAAAGCAUGAAGGAGCACUGUAUAGCUGGUACACAUUUUUUUCAGACAAAAUUCAAUGCAUUUUAUCAAGGGGGCACAUUUUGUUGUACAUUUCUAAUUGGCUUUACUUUUUUAAAAAAAAUGGUGUUGUACAGUUUAUUUUGAUUUGCAUGGAUUCUUCAGUUUUCCUCAUUUUUGUUUUAAAUAUAUUUGUAUUUCAUUUCUAGGAAUUUUGCCUCUUAAUAUUGCAACGUUUUUAAAACUCACUGGAAGUUUUCUGCAUUCUUUGCAAACACUUGAAAGGAAGCUUUUAUGCAGGGUCCUGUGUUUUAAGAGAGAUUUUAAAGAAUAUUUUGUAUAUUACAGUCUCACAUUGGAAAUGUUUUUAAACACGGUUAAGGUAUAGCACAGAUUUAGACUAGGAAACAAAGCACAGCUCUGUAGAGAAACUGAACUUACAUAUUUAUUUUUAGUGAUACAGAGAGAAUAGUAAUAUGCUUGAGAACCUGAUAACUAUGUAGUUAAUAUGCCCGUUCUAGUAAUUGGUGUUUUAUUUCAGCAAUGUGGCUGGUUUAAAAACAGAGCAAAUUACUGUAUCUGCAAAUAACUGUUACUUGAUAACCAUGUUAUUAAUUUUUUUUUUAACAUGCAACAAUGUUGUAAAAGUAGUUUUGGUGCAUUAUCUACUCAAGUGUAGUCCUAUGCAAUACCAGUAGUUAUACUUGUAUUAUAUCAAGCCUACUUGUUUUUACAAAGAUGGCCUAUGUGGUGGUGUUACAAGCCAGACGGAUUGAAUGGAUUUCUCUAUAGCAGCCUACAAUUUAACUUGCAAGUGGCAGAAAAGCAUAUCUCAUUCAGAAUGAAGUGCCUUAAAUUCUAGUAGUAGUCUUCCUGGACUAGCACUGACUGAAGUGUGACAUAGGAGAGAGUUUUGGGGUGAUAUUUAUAGGAAAUUGGAGUGUGGCCUGGUGCCCAUGGAGGAAAGGAGAACUGCCCAUUCUCCCUCCUUGUGUGCUACACUGGAAAUAUUUAAUCAAUCAAUCAUCGGACGUGGAGAGCCAACUUGGCUCUCCAUGAGGAAACCUUGAGCGUGGUAGUUAGUGUUCAGAAAUCAACUGUGAAUCUAGUAGUAAGGAAAGAUGGAGGACAAAAUGUCAGGUGUUGGAGUGGCAGGUUCACAUGGUUUUUAAUCAAUGCUGCGUCUGUCGCAUGAACAUCUGGUUAUGAAAAAUCCUUGAAACCACUGCCCAGUCCUGCUUCCAUCCAAGUCAGCAGGGUUUUGUUGACGGGGGACUCUGGCUGGGCUUGCUUUCUGUUUUGCACCUUCUCAUGGUACUUUGGCAUUGGGGGCUAAAGUUGCUCUGGGCAUUUUUGACGGUCUCCUUUAUUUGCUUAGCUCUUCCAGCAGUUUGCUGUGCUAUCCCAUGUCUGUACUUGCACAGCUUGCUGUAUGUUGGCAUCAAUACAAUCAGUGUCGCUAUCUUGGGGGAGGACAGGAGUCGGAUUACAUCGGCGCCUGUCUUUUUACAUUGUUUUCUAGCCAGCUUGGGGAUUGUUUGCUUUCUGAGUUACACCAGGAGUUGGCCCAGAGCACUUUCAUCCUAUGGGUCUCCAGCACUCUACAUCCAGCUCUUCAUAGUACUCAGCAAUGCAGUAGAAACCUCUUUAUGUACUGUGUGGCACUCUGCCCAGCAUCUGUGCCAUAGUGUAGUGACCAUGUGUGCAGUUGCGUGCUCCUCUUGCAACAUGUUAAUGGUGCCAGAUGAAAGGAAGAAAGGGCAGUCUGAACAACGAUUCAUAUAACAAAGGGUCACUUGCUUCCCUUGAAAUGGUAGAAGUUGAGCAAAGGCAGUAACCACAGCGCUGUACGACAGAAAAGGAUGCACGUAUUAAUGCACGCAGGUUAGUAACCGUUAAAGAUGACCAUGGUGGUAUCUGAGGUGACCAAGCUACUCAAGUGGGAGCUUGGAUGAAGGUACGUAUGCAUGUGUCCAGCUUAUCUGAUCUCUCUGCUGCCUAGAAGAUGCAGUCCCCUACUUGCAUGCAGUUUGCAGCUGGUCCUCAUACGCACAGAAGUCUGAGGAUGCUGGAGCUUACCAGAGGCUGGAUUUUCUUGUUAGAAGAUCUGUGGUCUGCAGCAACUAAAGCAGGCUGCAGUGCUGCACCUGUAUGUCGUGCUCCUCCAAGAUAGCAGACCAUGCUGAACACUGCACUUCAACCGAUUCCUCUCUUUUAUCCCAGACUCCUUUAGCAAACACCGCCGCACGCCCAACUCCAAUUUUCUGCAUGGAAACAUCUGAAUGUCCCAGUUUGGGGUGUCAGUAGCAGUUAUGGCCGUUUCAGGAAUGUCUUAAUUUCUGACGCAUUUAUUCUCUGUACAGCAUGUGUGUCAUGGAGCUUAUGGCCUUCAGUGUUUUUACAUAGAGAGUAACCAGAGUGAAUAGACAGGCAAAGUCAUUGGCCUGAGGCAGGACAUGGCAUCAGCAAGAUGAAUAGCAGCCCAACGAUAGCGAUUUGUGCAGACGUUUGAUGUGUAGCGGCUGUGGCCCGCCUGCCAAAAAAACAUGGGUCAGCCCUGGUUAGCUGGCCGGGGAGUUGGAAUACCAAGCAAGCUUCACUUUGCCAAAACCGUACAACAAACGUGAUCAUCCUGGAUAUGAUGAAGUGCUUCCUGAUUGUUUUUAGUCUAUUAAGCAAUAUUAAUUCUGCAACCUAUAAAAAGCAAGAAAGGAAGUGAACAAGGAAAAAAAAAAAGAAGCAAAGCACAAAAUUAAUGCACUUACAUUUGUUUGACAUAAGAUGCACUGGGGAGAAGCUGAUGUUGAUACUAGUAUAAAAUGACCUAUAUUUCUUGAAAAGGUGACAUUAAUUACUGCCUCUUGCUAUGAUGCUUGGUACUGUAAUGUUGUUAUUCACCUGCUGUUGACUACAGCAAUAAUUCGUGUCUGGUCCAUAGCACUGUAAAUUAUGGAUCAAUAUUAAUGUAUCCAAUGAAAUAAUUUGAACUGUUGUUCUUGAGAGAUGGAUUAAAGCAUUUUGGUUUUUCA